CAUCAAUAUAAAACGUGAAAAAUAUACGAAUUAAAUUUACUUUCAAUACCAAUACCAAUAACCUAACCUGCCAACUAACCAGAAAAACAACUUUCAAUUUCAGUCUGUGUCAAAUAUAAAAAAAAAUUAUUCGAUUUUCGUAAUAGUAAAGAGAUUAUUAUACAAUAUUGUAAUAAAUACAAGCGCGCAAUUUUUGCGAUCAGUCCAGGUACUUAACAUACACUUAUAUCCGAAUGAAUGGGCAAUUUCAAAGUGUGAACUCAACCGUUUUGUGCUUAGCUUUGUGUACACAUUGUUUCAUUUUCGAUAAUUUAGUUUUACAUUCGGACAAAAGUUUCAUUGUACCAACAACAGUGAUAAGGGUGUAAAGAUAGUGCAAUAUACACAAACAUAAGUGCGUUGAUAGUUUUCAAAAUAAACUCAAACUUUGAUUGUGCGACUCUUCAAUUAGCAAGGUCUACAAAAAAAAACAUUUUUCAAGGUGAAGAAUCUCACUCAAAUUCCAUCGUAUAUUUUGAACAUUUCACUUUGUGCUACAUAAUUUGUUGAUAAAUAAUUGACUCCUGCGGUCUGCUUUGUGGUUCACUAAACUAUCGCCUCGAAAAUUAAACGUGACCACAAAUGAUAAGAUGUGACGGAUGUUGUCUUAUUACUUGUUUGUGUUGGGUAGCGAAUGUGUAGUGUAGUUUUGAUCAUUGUAAGAUGCAUCACUCGAUGUCUUUUGAUUGGACGACAAAUGUUGGGGACUUCUUCUUUAAAGGUUUAACGAUAAAUACAGCGGGAUCAUUUACUGCACUGUGCGCUGUAUUGAUAAUAUUAUCGUUAACAUAUGAACUGAUGAAGGUACACGCAGCAAAAGUACGUGCUCGCACCGCUCGUGAACGACUCCGUUCGGCUUCGUGUGCACCCAGUGAAACUGCCACGCUUAUUACAUCCAACUCAACCACUUUCGGGCGGCAACAAUUUCCACAACAAUUGGCCAAACUAUCUGCCGAAGCUGCCGUUUUCCUGCUGCAUAACACAUUGGGCUAUGCUCUGAUGUUGUCGGUAAUGAUCUACAAUGGGUACCUGUUCAUCACGGUUGUAUUGAGCAUGGGACUUGGAUAUUUCCUAUUCGGACACAUAUCGAUGAAAGUGAAUAUGGAAAAUAUGCAGGCGCGCACGACAAAUGUUAUCUGUGCACCGAUUUGCCCGGAAGAACCAACAAGUAGUUCAUCCAGUCGUCCAUCAGGCCAUUGCGAAUUGACCAAUGAAACGCCAACUGUAUUGAGGGAGAUACAAGGCAGCUCAUCUUGUGAAAGCAAUAUAACGGAUUCUUGCCGGUUGUAGUAUUAAAUGAUAUCUGAAUCACUAGAGUUUAUGCAUCAAUUUCAACAAUUAUUAUGGUUUAUCGUUCAGGUUAACCACAGUGAAUACAUAUUAUAUAUAGCUCAACCAAAAUUAUUACGAUAUUAUUACGAUAUAAUUCUCUACGCAUCAUCAGUGAUAGUGAUUUUAUUCCUGUGUGAAUUUACAUUUUAGAUUUUAAGAGAUUUUAAAUUUUUAUAUAAAACGAAUAACGGAAUAACGGUUUUCGUUGUAUGAGUUCUUUUCUUCUUCAUUUGUUGAAAUAAUUUGUUUGUGUAAAUAAAUGUUGUAUUAUUGCCAUUGA
Messenger RNA from Bradysia coprophila, 1651 nucleotides. RefSeq lists its product as uncharacterized. Lineage: Eukaryota; Metazoa; Arthropoda; Insecta; Diptera; Sciaridae. The record is from RefSeq and is a predicted model, not a curated record. Gene Ontology annotation, cellular component: plasma membrane. Gene Ontology annotation, biological process: copper ion transmembrane transport. Gene Ontology annotation, molecular function: copper ion transmembrane transporter activity.